Messenger RNA from Xiphias gladius (swordfish), 1523 nucleotides. Its product is annotated as transmembrane protein 250. Bases 366 to 785 code for a protein of 139 amino acids. The record is from RefSeq and is a predicted model, not a curated record. The transcript is spliced from 2 exons. NCBI's taxonomy places the organism in Eukaryota, Metazoa, Chordata, Actinopteri, Istiophoriformes, Xiphiidae.
GAGAGGGGGGACGAAAACAAAUCCUGUGUGUUUAUCUUACAGCCAAAUGUUUAUAAUGUGAUACAAUGCACAACUCGCCUGAGAAUCAAACACCAGUCGUCUUUUUUUUUUUUUAUUGAGGAGGAAGGCGCCGUAGUGUUGCAUACCCCGGUUGCAUUUGAAGGCAGGAGACCUUGCUGACCGGACAGCAACUCUCAGCGCACAGGCUCCACCGGCUGCCACAUCUCAUCCCUGGGCUCCUGUAAGAGCCUCUCCGGGCGCCACAACCAAAUGAGGCUAACUGCCUCCCCGGAAGCUGCUCUCACAGAGGUAUCCACCCGUACCCGGGACUCCCGUGCACUGUCCUGGGCUCCAGUAGCCCACCCAUGCCUGUGAUCCCCAUCCCACGGCGGGUGCGCAGCUUCCAUGGCCCCCACACCACCUGCAUGCACUCGGCCUGUGGGUCGACACACGCGUCCAAGCUAGUGCGCACCAAGUACAACAACUUUGACCUCUACUUGCGCUCGCGCUGCAUGUACAGCUUUCUCCGUUUCCUCCUCUACUUUGGCUGCAGCCUGCUGACCUCUCUGCUCUGGGUGGCGCUCUCUGCUCUCUUCUUCCUGCAGUACGUCAGCGUGCGCGUGCUCCUACGGCUGCAGUACAAGCUGUCCGUCAUCCUGCUUUUGUUGGGGCACCGGCGCCUGGACUUUGGGGUGGUCAACGACCUGAUCAUCUACAGCAUGCAGAUCACCAUGUUUCUGGUGGGGGGGCUGGGCUGGUGCUUCAUGGUGUUUGUGGACAUGUAGCCGCGGCGUGAGCAACGCAGGAGCUGUAGUGUACGAUGCGAAUGUGUCACAUUGUAAUGUCAGCGUUCUGCGGUUUCGUGGGCCAACGCACACCUUUAGCAUGUCCCGUAGGACUGCUCCGUAUCACUCAGCUCUAGUCAAAAAAGACCCUUAAACUCAUUAAAUCUUAUUGGUUUAGUUUCAGACAUGAUAGAAUCCAAUAAGAAUCUGUGCAACAUCAGAUCUGUGAACCUUAAGCCAGUGGAUGAAAGAGUAUUUCUACUACAUUUUUAUUGUGUUUUCGGGCCAUUUGUAAACCAUUUUUCACGACUUUCAAAAGGGCAUCUUGAGUAGAAUCUCUUUUGUUUACAAUAAUGGAAAAUGUGACUGUCAAAGUCAAUGUGGCACGAAAAAGGUGAUGUAAUAAAUGACUGAUGUGCAUCAAGGCUGUGUGAGGCAAGGCAGUCAUGCGUGCCAAAAUAACACAAGUCGGGCCCGCAACGCAAAAGUGUACAAUGGUGCCGGGGGUGAUAUCAAAGGUUAUGUCGUGUCUAAACACAAUAUCAUGUAAAUAUACUUAUGUCACAGAAAUGAAGCUGAUAUGUCGUAGAUUGUGGUUGAUAAAGUGACCAAAACAAGUGACGUUGUCAACGACGGUGUGUACAAUGUGUUGUGGGAAGGGUGGGGCAGAGUCUGGCAAAGGGCCCCGUAUAAGUGAUAAACAUCAACUUUUUCUGUAAAGUUAAUUAAUAAAUUUAC